UUAUAUAUAAACGAAACAGGCUUCGAAUUUACUACGGGACGAGUUGAUCAAAAUGGUACCGAGCCGACUAUGGGACGAGUGACUCAAAAUUUUAUUUUGAUCAACUAAGCUAUAUAAAUCAUGCUGACCCUCACAAGAAAUAUGGCAUGUACUGCCUGCUUGAUUUUAUGUGGCAUGUUAUCUUUAGCAAACACCGAAACAAUCAUUGAGAAACUGUUCAACAAAAUCAAGAAUGCUCAAGUAUUAAAAGACACAGACUUUAGUAUAUUUCCGCCAUCAUGGGAAAUGAAGAAAGGAAUGUAUCCAAAUGAAGUGAAACUAAAUUUCCAUGGAAACGAACAGUAUUACCUUUUUAGAGACAACUUUAAAGUGCCAGAUAAUAACAUGUUUACACCUGCCUGGGUAACAUCAUGUUUAAUAGAGGCGUACAUUUAUGGAAAUGGCCCUAAACCGACGGACAGCCAAGUCGACCUUGCUUUAAAUGCUGUUAAUCUGUUUAGGAAUCAAAAUGCACCAUAUCAAAACUCAGAAAUGACAUUUUGGCAGCAAGAGUUUAAUAAAACCGUGUUGACUUAUCAAAGCUCGCCUCAUAAUUUGUUUGAAGUUUUAGCACUUCCAGAUUACCUACCUCAGAAACUGAUAGAAGAAAUACUUGGAGCAUUGGGGCUUAAAGAUCUUGAAAAAGUACUCGAGGAGUUGUUUCGUUCAAAGGAUAUGUUUACUCUAGCGUUUCGCAUACCUCCGGACUUUGACGAUACAUUUGUUAAUAUAGGACUCGGCAGUCUUUUAUCACUGUUUAGAGAAGAUUUUCCGGAUGGAUUUCAGACCUGGGCAAAGCAAAAUAGUAAUUUAUCAUCAGUCUUUGAAAAAGUGAAAAAAUACGCUUACAGACCAUUUUCUAAAACAGCCAUACAGACCACAAUAGAUCCAAGGACAUACAUGUAUUUGAGAUCAUUUCUAGAGAAAGCUGAUUCCAACAACGAAGAUGUUGCUCUAGUGACUACAUGGCUGCAGGACACAGAAGAAGUGAAAUCAUUGUUUGAUAAAGGUGUUGUAAUGCCGUUUAACGUGAACAACGUGGACGUGACCGUGUCUGCCAACUUUAUAUUUGGGGUAGUCACAUGUACAAUCACAGGGCUGUGUUUAGAACAUAUAGAUGAUGGUAUACAGCAAAUAUUUAUGAACACAACGUCCCUGAUAGCACAUGAGAUGUCCACAAAUCUGUCGUCUCGUCCAGAUCUGGCGUUAACAUACUACCCGUCUAAGUUUGAGUUCUACUGGUUCGUGUCAAGGUCAUACUCUCUGCUGAACAGAAGGCUGUCUACUGAUAGGAGAUUUGUUACAUCACCAAGUCUUGAUCAGAUGUUGAAAUAUGCAUUGAAAGUUCUAGGACCUGUGUUAUGGACGGAGAUGUCAGAAGAUAUAGCUCGAUCAACUAAAACUGACGUAGACGGUUCAAUGUACAUCGAUGAUUUCCUUGGAGAUGAUGACAUUAAUCUUUUUAAUAAAUCUGUGAACCGAGCUGAAGAUCGUAUAUUUUCAACUGCUGUUUCCUUGAAUGCUUUAAUUAAUACAUGGACAUUGACUCAAAAUAAACAACUUGUUUGGGAAAAUGAUACUCCCAGCUAUGUUAAAGACACAGUAAAGAAGUUGGUAAUGUGGUUGGAAAAGAAUGUAUUAUCUGGCAAUUACAAACCAUGGAACAGUUUCUUCUCUGGUUCUGGCAAAAGUCUUGAGAGUAUGCCAUUCUUCUAUCCAGCUAAUAGGAGGGAAUAUUUUAAUGGGACCACAUUCCCCGACACAAAAUUUCCGGCAACCCCAAAAAACAUCCUUGGAAUGAAAGGAGUUGUUACUAAAGCUGAAUACGACACCAUGUUGAAGCAGCCUCAUUUUGGGAGAAUGACCCCAAUGACCUUUGAUGGAUAUAACAGCGAGGCUGGAGGGUAUUUCCCAUUUUGGUCAUGUGACUCGUACACAUAUGGAGUGUCGCUGCUUGCCUUGACCCAGUAUGAUAAUAUUAGUAUUAAAUAUUAAAGUUUUUUAAGUAAUAUUAUUGUUAUCAAGUCUUAAAGGGUAUAUAGCUUUAUCUUAUGAAAUAUUUUAGUGAAAUUUAAAAUUAUUUAUUAAUGAUAAAAUUUUGUAAUUUAUUGUUCUUUACAUAACCUUACUAGCCUAAGAGCUGAGGACCAUUUAAUCCAAAUUUUGUCCAUAUAAUGGUCGAUUCUUGAAAUACUUGUAACACAUAAUGUCUCUUUUUAUUUCAUAUACAUGAUAAGUGUAUGUAAACAGAAUAAGAUGUUCCUGAAUGAAAUAUUGCUGUUUGAAAUAGAGUUUUAACCAAUUAGCAUUGAUUUCAUGCAUUUGUCAUUCAUUCUUUAGUAUGUAAAUAAUAUAUGUUUCUCAUUCAAAUAUUUUAGAAUUAUUCUUUUGAAAAUUUAAUCAAACAUUUUUUAAACCUCAGGCAUCAGAUAUAUAUAAUAUAGCUUUAUACACUAUGACUUCAAAGUUUACUUUUUAUGAUAUUUUGCAUCAUUUCCAAAAAAAGAAAAUCUGUAUCAGUUUUAUUGUUAAAAAUGAAGCAAAUUCAAUAUGAGUCAUGUCAUGACAAAACCAACAUAAUGUGUUUGCGACCAGCAUGGAUCCAGACCAGCCUGCGCAUCCGUGCAGUUUGAUCAGGAUCCAUGCUGUUCGCUUACAAACCAUAUAACAAGUAGAGAAACUGAUAGCGAACAGCAUGGAUCCUGAUCAGACUGUGCAGAUGCGCAGGCUGGUCUGGAACCAUGCCGGUUGCAAAUCCACUAUGUUGGUCUUGUCAUGACGCGGCUCAAAUAUGAAGAUGGGAGUUGAAUGAGGAUGAAUAGGCACAAACUCCUCACUGUGAUAACCUCCCUUGGGCCUCCCUUGGCAGAAUUGUAUCACUGCCUUCACAGACAUCGCAUGAUGAUGAAAGUCACAUGACGUAAGGUUGAAAUUCAAAUGUAAAGUAUAUACCAUUACAUAAAAAUUGUAACAUCAUUUUCCUCUUUCUGUUUUAUUUUUAACUUUUCAUACCUACGUAAAAGUAUACAAAAUAAUGAAAAAUAAAUUAAAAAGCUAUAAAAAUAUAAAAUAUCAAAAUAUUUAUAAAAAUGUUUGUGAUGGCAGGUAUCUCUGUACUGAUAAGGGGAGAUAACUGCGUAGGAGAUUGGAAAAGGCAUUGUACAUUAGAUUAAGAGCAUGUCUAAAUAAUUUUAUUCUUCAAAAAUCU
This is a messenger RNA of Ruditapes philippinarum (Manila clam), 3247 nucleotides long. RefSeq lists its product as uncharacterized. The transcript is spliced from 10 exons. NCBI's taxonomy places the organism in Eukaryota, Metazoa, Mollusca, Bivalvia, Venerida, Veneridae. The record is from RefSeq and is a predicted model, not a curated record. The coding region runs from base 121 to 2034 and encodes 637 amino acids.